Molecule: messenger RNA, 1410 nt
Organism: Manihot esculenta (cassava)
Lineage: Eukaryota; Viridiplantae; Streptophyta; Magnoliopsida; Malpighiales; Euphorbiaceae
Product: beta-carotene hydroxylase 2, chloroplastic
Exons: 7
Coding region: 244-1227 (327 amino acids)
Biological process (GO): xanthophyll biosynthetic process; carotene metabolic process
Cellular component (GO): chloroplast
Molecular function (GO): beta-carotene 3-hydroxylase activity; iron ion binding
Source: RefSeq, a predicted model, not a curated record
UAUUUUAUUUUAUUCCUAAGAGCCUCCGAAAAGAAGAUGUGGUCUUCGUGCAUUUAACUGACCAGCCCCUCCACAUCUCAUAGGACACUCUUAAACCUCUCCGGUCUCCACCACCAUGACGAAACCCCUCCUCCCUCCCUCUCUCUCUGUCUCUCUGUAGCCCGCUAAGCGUCUACCAUAACUUGUUCUCCCCUCGUCCUCCCUCACAGAACGCAUCUCAAUCGCAAGCCCAAGUCACCUACGAUGGCGGCUGGAUUAUCCGCCGUUCCCGUCUUCAAACCCUUCCCUUAUUUCCGCGCUUCCAAUCACUUCCCGAAGCCCAUGCCCACUUCACUCUUUUCGAUCCCUUCUGCAGCUCGAUAUCCCAGUUUAUUCCAUGGUGGUCUAAGGAAAACCAACGUUGCUGUCUGUUUCGUCCUCGAAGAUACAAAACAGAGUGUCCAGAUCGAUAAUCUCCAGUCGGAUCAGUCCGAAGAAGUGAAUUACCAGAUCUUGACGCCUCGUGCAGCGGAGAGAUUGGCGAGGAAGAAAUCGGAGAUGUUUACUUACUUGGUUGCUGCUAUGAUGUCUAGUUUUGGGAUUACUUCCAUGGCUGUUAUGGCUUGUUACUAUAGAUUUUAUUGGCAAAUGGAGGGAGGAGAGGUGCCUUUACUGGAAAUAUUUAGCACAUUUUCUCUAUCAGUGGGCGCUGCUGUGGGAAUGGAAUUUUGGGCAAGGUGGGCUCAUAGAGCUCUCUGGCAUGCUUCCUUGUGGCAUAUGCACGAGUCGCAUCAUCGACCCAGAGAAGGUCCAUUUGAGCUAAACGAUGUAUUUGCAAUAAUAAACGCAAUUCCAGCUAUUGGCCUUCUUUCCUUCGGCUUCUUCAACAAGGGCCUAUUUCCUGGUCUUUGUUUUGGAGCUGGUCUUGGAAUUACGGUGUUUGGGAUGGCCUACAUGUUUGUACACGAUGGUCUUGUUCACAAGAGAUUCCCUGUGGGUCCCAUUGCCAACGUGCCAUAUUUCAGGAAGGUCGCUGCCGCCCACCAGGUAAAUUUCAAUGGGGUGAUGAUGCUGUGCCUUGCGGGACCAUUAUUACCUUUAGCUACUGACUCACUGCAUCACUCGGAUAAAUUCAAUGGAGUCCCAUAUGGGUUAUUCCUGGGACCUAAGGAAGUUGAAGAAGUUGGAGGCCAUGAAGAGUUGGAAAAAGAGAUCAAUAGGAGAAUAAAAUUGCAGAAAGGCAGCUGAUGAGAUCAGUUUCUGGACGACUUGUUAAUUUAAAGAAACAAUAGUGGUUAUUACAAAAGGAGAUUAGGGUUAUCAAAUUUUCAAUUAAUUACUUCCCACUGUGUUUGAGCCCCUAGAAUUAGGUAUCCACUGUUUUCAGCUUCAGAUUGUAAAUGUGUUUGACUAUAAUACACAUCUUAUUAA